This is a messenger RNA of Penicillium subrubescens, 1020 nucleotides long. RefSeq names its product F-box protein. Gene Ontology annotation, molecular function: protein binding. Bases 1 to 1020 code for a protein of 339 amino acids. The transcript is spliced from 6 exons. NCBI's taxonomy places the organism in Eukaryota, Fungi, Ascomycota, Eurotiomycetes, Eurotiales, Aspergillaceae. The record is from RefSeq and is a predicted model, not a curated record.
AUGGGCGGUUGGGAGAUAUACUGUGCAAUAUGUGGUGGUCCAUUCUCUAGUCAAGUGGAAAUGGACCCAGAGGGAACCGAAGAGGACUCCUAUCGCUAUGACGUCCUGAAAGACUGCGAUCUGGGAUGGCUAGAUAACCUCUGUGCUCUUGGUUUCAAUCUAGAGGCGGGUGGGGUUGAUAAGUCUUUUAUUACUGGGAAUGGCUACUAUUGGGAUUAUGGCGGAAUUGAAGUUUCCGGGGGAACUGACCCAAACUUUCCUCUCGGAAGGGACGCAGAUCAGAUCCCUAUGGUUGCUUAUCAUGAUUUUGCUGAAAUUGGAGAACCUCAUGUAUUCCCAUUUCACCCAAUUUGCUACCACGAUAUCCUACUGAGAUGUUUGAAGCAAGACAAACCAGGGAAGAAGAUUCGGGGAGAUGUCUUAUUCAAUGUUCUGGAAGGGUUGAAUGGGGGUCGAUAUGUUAGGUUGCAGCUUAGUUAUGGCGAACCAGAGCCUCGUGCGGAACAGGUUUGGUGUCAGCAAAAAGGUCAUGAAGUUCUGGUGGUCAACCCGGUGAUAAUUCCCCAGAUCGAUGCCGACCUUGAUUUUAUCAAAAAAUCCCUGAACCAGAAUGCCAAUUCAAGUCAAAUUCCACCAAGAGAAGAUAUUUUCGAUAAGCUCCCGCAUGAGCUACGCCAUGAAAUAUUCAAACUCCUCCCCGCUGGCUCUAUCCUUGCCCUGAAGUCCGCGUCGUGGGCGAUGCAUAUUACGACCUUAUCGCGCGACUUUUGGAGGGACAGGUUAAGGUCUGAGGUGCCAUGGGUCUGGGAGAUUCACGACAUCAAUGUUUUUCAAUCCCAAGAGUCCGAGGAUAGAGCUUCCAAGCUACUUCUGGACAUUCAGAAGAAGAGUGCUUAUACAUCUGAGAGUGAUGAUUACAUUUUGGGAUUUGCGAACCGGAGAAGGAUUUGGGGGGUUUGUGAGCAGAUUAGAGCGCGGUACGUGGAAGGACUUGCUUGUAUCUCUGAUCUAGAUAGCUGA